AUGUAUCGACCUCGUCUAUCGCUAUCCUCCCUCCUUGUCAUCCCCACCAUCUCAACAUUCAUCCUUCAGUCUCUUCCUAUCUCGGCUUACAUUCCAGCGAUAGCCGUGAACGAUACUUCCGGAUUGAACUUUACGGAUUCAUCUACGAUAGCUAUCUCUUGGACUGAUCCUGUUGGAACGUAUUCAGGUAGAGUGUCAUUCCAACUUCAAGCUGAUGUCAGAACAGGCGGUACCACUUCUGGAGCAUUGGUACAUUUCGCGGAAAGUUCAAUGGGCGAGAACCUCACGACAUCAACACCUUGGAUAGCAUAUAUAAGUUGUGAUGUGAAUGAGACUACGGCGAGCGAUGAAUGGGAUAUAUUCACGCUAGCUAGAGAUAGGGGAGCAGUAUCAGCUCUGCUAUAUACCGCACACUCCCAAUCAUGUCUACUCAACUCAGAAUACAUCACAGACUUUGAGAAGCCUUUAGAUGUAUUUGCGACAAAGACUGUGCAGGUGGCUAGGCUCAUCGACAAUCAAUUUGUACAUACCAAUACAUCAUUUGAGAACUACAAUGGAACUCUUCUAAACAUAUCAGGAGCCGAUGUGAACAGUUCCCUAGCCGGUAACGCACCAUCCUACAAGUCCUUCUUAAUGGGAACGCUCACCGCCCGGAACUCGACUGGUCAAGCUACAGCAACAGGUAUACCCAACGCUACGCCCACAGAUGACGGCUCGUCAAGUAACGGAGGUAGUGGCAACAAAAAGACCUCUGCACCUAUGAUCGUUUUAUACACCAUUACCGGAGUUGUCUCCUUCAUGUUCAUUUUCAUGUUGAUUAUGGGAGCUAGGAGGGCAAUGUUGCAUCCCGAAAGAUAUGGAAGAAGGGAGAAUGACGAUGAACAUGGUCCGCCGCAAUCUACCGCUAGAGGAUUGGCUCAAGCUGUGCUGGAUACUUUCCCAGUGAUCAAAUAUAAUCGGAACAAUGAGGAAGGGUACCAUAGAGGAGAAGGGGAAGGGGAAGAACAAGGUACACCACCUAAAAGCUUGAAUUCCGAAAAUGGUAUUUCAUUGAACCAAAUGAGUCGGAACGAUCGUACCGACUCCUAUGGAUAUGGUUAUGGGUAUCAUCAGAAUGACGGCGAGACAUCGAAAACGGGAGGAGUACAGGUAUCGGAAGUCGAAAGAAGGAUAUCAUCGAUCGCUAGUGGCAGUGGGAGUAAGACGCCUAAACAAUAUGACCAGAUGGAUCAAGAUACUGCGAUGGGCGUUGGAACCGAAAGUCAGGGUCAACAAUGUCCAAUAUGUUUGGUGGACUUUGAACCUGGAGAUGAUCUUAGGGUGUUACCUUGCGAGAGGGAACAUGCGUAUCAUCAAAGUUGUAUUGAUCCUUGGUUACUUCAAGUAUCCUCAUCAUGCCCACUAUGUCGUAAAGACUUCAACGCACCACCAUCCACAUCCAUCCUAUCUAACUCUCAAUCAUCCAGUGACUCCUCACCUUCACCCCACUCCUCAACGUACCCUUCUUCGGACCAACCUCCACCCCAGACCCAGCCACCUACUCAACAUGGUUUCGCGCGUUAUCUCGCUUUCAUGAGGCGGGAACGGACCAAUAGGGAUAGGAGGAGAAGUAGGACGGAUAGUGGGGUUGGUCAAGGAAGGAGUAGAGAGGCUGAUCAGACUGGUCCGGGAGGGUAUUAG
Messenger RNA from Kwoniella botswanensis, 1680 nucleotides. RefSeq lists its product as uncharacterized. The record is from RefSeq and is a predicted model, not a curated record. The transcript is spliced from 7 exons. NCBI's taxonomy places the organism in Eukaryota, Fungi, Basidiomycota, Tremellomycetes, Tremellales, Cryptococcaceae. Bases 1 to 1680 code for a protein of 559 amino acids.